AUGGACAAGCAUUUGAAGUCUCUUGCAACAAGUCAUCUUGAUGCCAAAUUUGUUAAGCUAGAUGCAGAGAAUGCCCCGUUCUUUGUGACAAAACUAGGAAUCAAGACAUUGCCAUGUGUCAUAUUGUUCAGAAAAGGAAUUGCAGGAGAUAGGAUCGUUGGGUUUCAAGAUCUUGGAGGAAAAGACGAUUUCAGCACAAGAAAGUUAGAAGCUUUAUUGAUCAAGAAAGGUAUAAUUGAGGAGAAGAAAAAAGAUGAGGAUGAAGAAGCUGAAUAUGACGAAAGUAGACGGAGGACAGUCAGAUACUCUGGAAUUCAUGAUUCCGACUCUGAAUGAUAAAAAAGAGAAACUUCUCAAAAAUAGUAAUUCCAUUUCCAAAUCCUAUCUAUUAAAUUUUUGCAAAUUAUAAGUAUGGUGUGUUUACAUAUAAAUAGUCACUAUCUAGUUCAUCAUCAAAAUGUAGGUAUUUCUGUCGGGGUUGUGUAUUAGCUCUGUGAAGUUUUGUAGUUGAAAUUCAUAUGCAUGAAUUCCUUGAGAGUUAUCAGUUUUAGUAGUGUUAGAAGUGGGUUC
Molecule: messenger RNA, 570 nt
Organism: Lactuca virosa
Lineage: Eukaryota; Viridiplantae; Streptophyta; Magnoliopsida; Asterales; Asteraceae
Source: the annotation of a GenBank genome assembly